AACUUAGGAGUUCAUCACUUUGAUACCAUUAGGAAAAAUAACCUGUAUAUGUUAGCAGCUCAGCCUAUGUGUACGGAAUUACAAGGAUUAUCUCCGGGACAAAUACGUUUCUGUCGAGUGUACCACGAUCAUAUGCCAAGUAUUGGCCGAGGUGCACAAUUAGGAAUACAUGAAUGUCAGUAUCAGUUCAGGAACAGAAGGUGGAACUGUAGUACUGUUGAUGAUUCCUCUGUCUUUGGUCCAGUGCUAAAUAUAGGUAACAGAGAAGCAGGUUUUACUCAUUCAAUAUCUGCCGCUGGAGUAGUGUACGCCAUCAGCAGGGCUUGUCGCGAAGGUGAACUCUCUAAAUGUGGAUGUAGCAGAGCCAGACGACCAAAAGAUCUCCACCGAGAUUGGAUUUGGGGAGGUUGCGGUGAUAAUAUCGAAUACGGUUAUAAAUUUGCUAAAGCUUUCGUUGAUAUGAGAGAAAAAGAGAAAAAUCAUCCCCGCCAUUCAAGGGAUUUGUCCAGAAUGUUAAUGAACGUACAUAACAAUGAAGCGGGAAGAAGGGCUGUCUACAAUUUCGCUAAAGUUGCCUGUAAAUGUCAUGGUGUUUCCGGUUCCUGUUCACUGAAAACAUGUUGGCAACACUUACCCAACUUCCGGGAGAUCGGCAAUCGAUUAAAAGAUCGAUAUGAUGCGUCAACUGAAGUGAAAUUUAACAAACGUGGAACAAAGUUAACACGCAAAGUGAAGAAAUGGAACAAAUAUACUAAAAACGAUAUUAUAUUUUUAGACGACUCUCCCGAUUACUGUGAUAAGAACGCGGAGACAGGGUCGGUGGGGACUGCGGGGCGGGAAUGUGACCGAAAUUCCCAGGGACUUGGUGGUUGUGGCUUGUUGUGCUGUGGAAGAGGGUAUAAUACAUUCAAAAGAAAACUUAUAGAAAGAUGUAAUUGUAAAUUUCAUUGGUGUUGUUUUGUUCGCUGUGGUUCGUGUGAACGUUACGUAGAUGUUCACAUUUGUCGAUAA
This is a messenger RNA of Lottia gigantea (owl limpet), 1011 nucleotides long. RefSeq lists its product as hypothetical. Lineage: Eukaryota; Metazoa; Mollusca; Gastropoda; Lottiidae. Gene Ontology annotation, biological process: cell fate commitment; multicellular organism development; neuron differentiation. The transcript is spliced from 3 exons. Gene Ontology annotation, molecular function: cytokine activity; frizzled binding. The annotation marks the transcript as partial. The record is from RefSeq and is a predicted model, not a curated record. Gene Ontology annotation, cellular component: extracellular region.